AAUGCAUUUAAAAAUGAAUGUUUUCAUUUUAUAAAUUCAUAUUUCUUUUUAAUACGACGUAAUUUAACUUUUUUUUUUAGAACAGAAGCAAACAGAAGACAGAAGUAAACGAAGUAAAAAAUGAUUCAUGUUUUUGGACGAAUCAAACUGUGUGUAUUGUAGUUAGAAAAAUAUUCAAAAUUUUUCCUAAUUUUCGAACAACUGCAGCUUUUUGAAAAAUUUUAAAUUGGAAAUAAAAUAUAAACAUUAUAUAUUUUGCAAGUUUUUGACGAAAACGGAAAGAAUUUAUUUCAGUUUAGAAUACUUAUUUAAACUUAACCUAUAAAUUAAUUGAAAAUCAUGAAAAUGUGUAUUAAAAGCAGAGGAAUAAAGAAAGAAAUUUGCUAAAGAAAUCAAAAAAUAGAAAGUUGAAUUUUUGAUGAGAGGAUGGUCAUGCAUUUUCGUUUUUGUCGUUUGAUUGAAAAGUGCAGUAAUUUAUGUACAAAUUAUGCUAAACGCAGUACAGGAGACAAUUUUUUACGUUUCUACGUUGCUUUACCACGUCUCACACCACAGGAGGUCACCGAUAUUUUACAGACUAAUGAAUUUAAUAAGGAAGUAAAUUCGACAAAUAUUGUUAAACAUUAUGAAUCAAAUCAAUUGGCAUCUAAUAAUCCCAUUGAAGAUACGAGAUCUGAAGCAAAAUGUUUGUUAACCGGAGGUAUUCUAUUUGGUGUAUUUGAUGGUCAUGGAGGUGGAGCGUGUGCUCAAGUCGUAUCAAAACGUCUUUUUCAAUAUAUUUCCGCGUGUCUUUUGCCUCAGGAUCUUCUCAAGCAGUAUAUGGAAUCAGUGGACACUCGGAAUGAAUUAGAAUUAAUAGAAACUUACGAAGACAAUGUGGAAUUCGUCACAGAGAUUCGAGAUUUGUAUCGAUCAAGUUUUCUGGCAUUUACGAAAGAAUUGUCUGAAACAAAAUCUGGAAGUGAAUUUUUAGUGGAGGAUGCAAUUGAAAAGGCAUUUCUUCGAUUAGAUAGCGAUUUGUCGAAUGAAGCUCUUUCUGAGAUGAAUAGACGGGAUUCUGCGAGAACAUUAUCGGUCGCAAUGUCCGGGGCAGUUGCUGUUGUUGCUCAUAUUAAAGGUCAACAUCUACAUGUUGCUGGUGUUGGUGAUUGUCAAGCAAUACUUGGAGUUCUUUCCGACGAUACCUGGACAGCAAAAGCACUGGCCGUGGAGCACAAUACCGACAAUCAAUCGGAAGUUGUGAGAAUUCUCUCGGAGCAUCCGACAAACGAAAAGAUGACAGUCAUCAAAAUGGAACGACUUCUUGGACAAUUAGCACCAUUGCGAGCACUCGGCGAUUUUCGUUAUAAAUGGAGUAAAGAAUUUUUGGAAACCAAAGUUGUACCUUUCCUUGGUGAGAAUUCCAUCCCACCGAAUUAUCAUACACCACCGUACCUGACAGCAAAACCUGAAAUACAAUACCAUCGUCUCCGACCAUGUGAUAAAUUUUUAAUUCUCGGCAGUGAUGGUUUAUGGGAUUUAAUGUCACCAUUGCAAGCAGUGAAACUCGUUGGCGAGCACAUGCGAGGCAAGGUAACUCUCACACCAUUGAAAUUGUCACGGAAAAAUAUGAAAUUAUCUGAGAUUAAUAAGAAAUUAUUGCAAAGAAAGGAGGGUUUAAAAAUGAAGCCACUCGAUAGUAAUGCUGCGACGCAUCUUUUGAGAAAUGCUCUCGGUGGCACUGAAUUUGGCAUCGAUCAUGGAAAACUGUCACAGUACUUAACACUUCCAAGUGAAGUCGUGCGAGUUUUUCGCGAUGACAUAACUAUUACGAUAGUAUAUCUAGAUUCAAAUUUUAUAAGCCAGAGUCUAUGAUAGACAUAUGACUAUAUUCUCUUUGAUACUUUUCAUCCUGUUAUAAAAAUAAAAAAAACUUGUAAAUCCAAUUUAAUCCGAUUGCUGUAUGUCUAAGUUGUUAUUUAUUUAGUUAACAAUAAAAAUAAUUUACAUAAGAA
This is a messenger RNA of Leptopilina heterotoma, 1994 nucleotides long. RefSeq names its product pyruvate dehydrogenase [acetyl-transferring]-phosphatase 1, mitochondrial (gene Pdp). The record is from RefSeq and is a predicted model, not a curated record. Gene Ontology annotation, molecular function: protein serine/threonine phosphatase activity; cation binding. The transcript is spliced from 4 exons. NCBI's taxonomy places the organism in Eukaryota, Metazoa, Arthropoda, Insecta, Hymenoptera, Figitidae. Gene Ontology annotation, biological process: protein dephosphorylation. The coding region runs from base 427 to 1854 and encodes 475 amino acids.